Prorocentrum cordatum is the source of this 2157-nucleotide messenger RNA. NCBI's taxonomy places the organism in Eukaryota, Dinophyceae, Prorocentrales, Prorocentraceae. The record is from the annotation of a GenBank genome assembly.
CAGGCAGGCACGCCGCCCUGCCGCACACCCACGUGCGAUGGCACCCGGGGCGCUGCCGCCAGGCCAGCGGCGUGACUCCGCGCCCGACGCGCCUGCACGCGGGCACAGCGGCUGCUGGCACAGCAGCCGUGGGCUGCGGCGGACUCGCGGCCCUGCUCUUCGCCUGUCCGUGCGAGCGCGCGGGCGGCGCCCCCGCGCGUCGCGCCGUGGGGCGGCGCUCCUCGCUGGGGGCAGGGGCUGGGGCCUCUCGAGAGCCGUGGGUUGGUUAGGUCCUCUGGGGACCGCCGCUGGCGCAGGCAGAACAGGGCGCGGUCUGGCUCGAUGAUUCGGUGCUCGCCUUGCAGCUGGGCCAGGAGGGCCCCAGAAGCGAGCUGUUGGAGCUGUGCAUGCAGCUCGAGGGCUCCAAGGACGGGCGGAGUGUCAGCAACCGCGGCGGCUGGCAGAGCAAGGACCUCACCGGCAGUAGGCAUCGCAGCUUGAGCGUGCUGGCACGCUUGUUGCCAGUGCCAGCAGCUGCGUUCCUUUGGCGCCAGCGGCGGGGCGAGGCGCCCUCCAGGCUGCGGGACACGGCGUCAGCUGGUGAGCUGUGCAUCACCACGGCCAUGGAUUCGCUCUGGGCCAACGUGAACCGCCCUGGCAACUGGAACGCUCGGCACGACCACGGGACGGGCACACCGUCGGUCAUCGCCUCAUGCGUCUAUUACCCAGGUGGCGGCGCCUGCGGCGCGGCUGGCAUCCGGCUGUUUCCAGAAGGGCGACCAGUGGUGCGUGUGGUGCCACGCCCCGGGCUGUUACUGCUGUUCCCGCCAUGGCUGGAGCACGAGGUUGAGCCCCUUCCAGCUGGCUGCGAGCCCCGUGUCUCAGUGGCCUUCAAUGUGCGUGUGCGCUGGCCCUGCGUGGCGCUCCACCGCGCGUCACUGGCAGGCUGCCUGGACGAUGUUUUGCAGCUGGUGCACGCAGGGGCGGAUCUGGACGCUGCGGACCCCGCUCUCGGGCUCGCUGCCAUCCACCUCGCCGCGGAGGCUGGGCAUGCGCCUGUGGUGGAGGCGCUCGCGGCGGCCGGCGGGAGCGUCUCACAGGUCUCGCACGAGGGCUGGUCGCCUCUCGGCCUGGCCGCCGACAGGGGCCACGAGGCCGUGGUGAGCGCACUCCUCGGGAUGGGCGGCGGCGCGGCCCCCGAGGCCGGCCCAGCGCUCAGCGCACCGCUCGUGGAGCAGUCCGGCUGGGCAGGCGUCGGUGGCGCAUUGGCGGUGGCGGCGGCGCGGGGGCACCUGGGCGUCGCCAGGCUGCUGGCGGGCGACCCCGGCCACCAGCCCCUCGGCUUCGCUGCCGCCGAGGGCCACGCCGCGCUGGUGGAGCACCUGCUGUCCCGGCGCGCCGCGGUAGGGGGGCCGCCUGCGGAGCCGGGCGGGGCGCGGCUGCGCUCGCCGCUGCACGAGGCCGCCGGUCGCGGCCACGCGGAGGUGGUGAAGCUGCUGCUGGGGGGGCGGGCGGACCCCUGCGCUCGCGACGCGGACGGCGCGUACCCGGACAUCUUCGGCUGGCGUCUGGAGCCGCACCGGGCGGCUAUCGAACGGCUUGCGAUUCGGACGGAGCGCUCGCCCUCCUCCCUUCGUCUCCCGCUUCCUUUCUCCGCUUUCCCUUCGCAUCCAUCGUCCAACGGCCUCGGGAGUCCGCCCGCCGCAGUCUCUGCGCGCUCUCUUGGCCCGUUGUAGUUUUAGUCGGGGAUGCGCGGCUUCGCCGAGAGCUCCAGGGCGCGCGCGGUGGAGUGUAACUGCAGGCGCGCUGCAGCUCAGCAGAUUGCGACGAUUCUUCGUCGCCCCGUUCGCCGUCGCCUGCCCUUGUUACCCUGGCUCCACGAGGUCGGGGCCAGUUCGAGGCCCCUUGUCCUGUUGCCGCCGCUGCUCGCCGCCGGCCUUCCCGGGGCUCGUGCAGCGGCCGGCUUAGUCGCGGCUGGAUCGCGCGAUCGGCCGGCCCGCCCCUUCGCCCCUGCGGCGCCCCCCCCCCCCCCCACCCCUAUGGCGCCCGCCCUUCGGAGGGGGUCCGCUGGCGUGCGCCGCCAGCUGCGUUGUUUGAGCCGCUAGUUGCGCGCCGCCCGAUUAGUUUCGUUCGGACAUGGUUCCUCGGGGGCCCGGCGCGUUGCGGGGUUGAGCGGGG